Acipenser ruthenus (sterlet) is the source of this 1059-nucleotide messenger RNA. Its product is annotated as ATPase GET3. The transcript has 6 exons. Gene Ontology annotation, molecular function: ATP binding; ATP hydrolysis activity. Bases 118 to 1044 code for a protein of 308 amino acids. Gene Ontology annotation, cellular component: GET complex. NCBI's taxonomy places the organism in Eukaryota, Metazoa, Chordata, Actinopteri, Acipenseriformes, Acipenseridae. The record is from RefSeq and is a predicted model, not a curated record. Gene Ontology annotation, biological process: post-translational protein targeting to endoplasmic reticulum membrane.
CCGGCCGUUGGUUCGGCUCUGCUUAGCGGAGCCCAAAUGGCGCCAGUUUCCUAACCGCCUCUCCGCUGUUGUAACCCUUCGGCGCUGCGAAACAUCACCGCCUGACCCGCUCCCAACAUGGCAGCAGCAGCCGCAGUGGAAGAGGAGUUUGAAGACGCGCCCGACGUGGAGCCGCUGGAACCCACUCUGAAAAACAUCGUCGAGCAGAAAUCGUUGAAAUGGAUAUUUGUCGGAGGGAAAGGCGGCGUGGGCAAAACGACUUGCAGUUGCAGCCUGGCUGUCCAGCUGGCGUCGGUGAGAGAGAGCGUGCUCAUUAUCUCUACAGACCCCGCCCACAACAUCUCCGACGCCUUCGACCAGAAGUUCUCCAAGGUGCCCACCAAGGUCAAAGGUUACGACAACCUGUUUGCCAUGGAGAUCGAUCCCAGCCUGGGAGUGUCCGAGCUGCCUGAUGAGUUCUUCGAGGAGGAUAACAUGCUGAGCAUGGGAAAGAAGAUGAUGCAGGAGGCCAUGAGCGCCUUCCCAGGCAUCGACGAGGCCAUGAGCUACGCAGAGGUCAUGAGGUUAGUGAAAGGCAUGAACUUCUCAGUGGUGGUGUUCGACACUGCCCCUACUGGCCACACCCUGCGACUGCUCAACUUCCCCACGAUCGUAGAGAGGGGGCUGGGCAGACUCAUGCAGAUCAAGAACCAGAUCAGCCCUUUCAUCUCGCAGAUGUGUAACAUGCUGGGUCUGGGGGACAUGAACGCAGACCAGCUGGCCUCCAAACUGGAAGAGACUCUGCCUGUGAUCCGCUCCGUCAGCGAGCAGUUCAAAGACCCGGAGCAGACCACGUUCAUCUGCGUGUGCAUCGCCGAGUUCCUGUCUCUCUACGAGACGGAGAGGCUGAUUCAGGAGCUGGCCAAGUGCAGGAUCGACACCCACAACAUCAUCGUCAACCAGCUGGUGUUCCCGGCCUCCGAGCGGCCCUGCAGGAUGUGCGAGGCGCGCCACAAGAUCCAGUCCAAGUACCUGGACCAGGUAUCAGAGCAACACUACCCCUAACCCUCAGUCCCGACC